AUGAGCAUCAUAGACAAUCUAAAGGAGCAUAUCAACCAUAGCCUCGUUUUUCGUAUCAUCAACAUCAUUGUCGCCUGCUUUAUGGUGAUAGGUGGUGUAUGUGUAAUUUUGACCGGAGGAUUCCCACAAUUUAUUCGAGGCAUUUACUGCAUUGUCUUUGGUGUCAUGGUGUUUGUAUUUGAAUUCCGGUUACCAUCCAUCAUUACCCAGCAUGUAUCAUACAUGUUCUCAUUCUUGGGACGUGGACUAUUCUACAUCUUCAUUGGAUGCAUUAUUCUCAACUAUAUUCCGCUGGCCAUUGCUUCGGGUGUCAUUGUGGCUGUAUGCGGUGUCGCUUUUUGCAUCCUACAAUUUGUACCUGGUGUGGAGCCUCCAAGCAAUAUGAAACGCCAAGCAUUGGACGAUUCUAUGGAUAGUCAUGCGGGUGGAGGACGAGCGGCUCAAUGGGCCGAACAAAACUACGAUAAUACAGCCAAUGUUGAGCAUGGAACCAAUAGUGUAGUCUAG
This is a messenger RNA of Lichtheimia ornata, 507 nucleotides long. RefSeq lists its product as uncharacterized. The transcript is spliced from 5 exons. The coding region runs from base 1 to 507 and encodes 168 amino acids. Gene Ontology annotation, biological process: vesicle-mediated transport. Gene Ontology annotation, cellular component: Golgi membrane. The record is from RefSeq and is a predicted model, not a curated record. NCBI's taxonomy places the organism in Eukaryota, Fungi, Mucoromycota, Mucoromycetes, Mucorales, Lichtheimiaceae.